Molecule: messenger RNA, 2328 nt
Organism: Pseudogymnoascus verrucosus
Lineage: Eukaryota; Fungi; Ascomycota; Leotiomycetes; Thelebolales; Thelebolaceae
Gene: PDE1
Product: 3',5'-cyclic-nucleotide phosphodiesterase pde1
Exons: 2
Coding region: 238-1938 (566 amino acids)
Biological process (GO): negative regulation of glucose mediated signaling pathway; cAMP catabolic process; cGMP catabolic process
Molecular function (GO): 3',5'-cyclic-GMP phosphodiesterase activity; 3',5'-cyclic-AMP phosphodiesterase activity
Source: RefSeq, a predicted model, not a curated record
CCUUAGUACCAUUCCAUUACCCUUGUACUUACAAGUUCAUUGGAAAUACAACGCGAAUUGUUUGAUACGGCGAGUUAAAGAAACACAUAGAUUCCGUUUCAAAGGCUCUGAGUCCCUGGAAACGGCUGCUUGCAGAUCGCCCAGAGCCUCAACCGACGCGUUAAUCCAGCCUCCCUCAUCUUGGGCGGUCUGGGGCUGAGAACUAGGCUUCGUCGACACACCAACGGAGACGGAUCCAUGAGUGAAGGAGAAGAGACACCUGCAUUGCAGGUCAUAGUCCUGGGGUCCACAGGUGGUCCGCUAGAGGAUAAUACAACCGCAUUCCUCGUGCGUUCCUUGUCUGAGGACUGGAAGAAGGGCUCCGUCUUAGCUGUUGAUGCCGGAACCCAUCUGUCGAGCAUCGCAAGAAUCAUAGAGGAGCAUCUUCCAGGGCGAAAGCAGGUAGACGAAAAGUCCUUCCUUACCUCGGGAGCAUUCUCUGGCCUUGAGCUGCCUCACAUAUCGGCAAAGGCGAAUGCAGGCCAUAUAACCAAGGCCAUCGUCGAUACCUAUCUCAUCACUCAUCCACAUCUAGACCAUAUAUCCGGCUUGGUUGUAAAUACUGCAGCAUUACCGGGUGUCAGGCCAAAGCGUAUUGCAGCACUUCCUUCGACGAUAUCAGCGUUCAAGAAUCACAUAUUCAACAAUGUCAUCUGGCCCAACCUUUCAGACGAAAAUGAUGGCGCUGGACUCGUUACCUACAUGCGUCUUGUGGAAGGAGGAUCAGCAGCCCUUGGUAAUGCGGAAAGUAGAGGCUAUGUUGAGAUAUGCGAGGGACUGAGCAUCAAGACUUGGUCAGUCAGUCAUGGCCACUGUAUGGAAAACCACUGGCAUCGAGGUUCAUCCGUCGGACAUAGCCGCAUUUCCCAUGAUAGCAUUGAUGGAACUGCUAUGCAGCGAUCUUCCUCAAACUCUACACCAGCGCCUCGCCAACAACAAUACUCAUCGCAUCCAGCCGGUCAAGACGGUAUAUGCGUUUAUGACUCUUCGGCCUAUUUCAUCCGAGACAUCAAGACCGGGCGUGAAGUAUUGAUUUUCGGCGAUGUCGAACCUGACAGCAUUUCUCUUUCGCCUCGCAAUCACCAGGUCUGGACCGAUGCCGCUCCAAAGAUAGCAAAUGGCACACUCAAGGCAAUCUUUAUUGAGUGCUCAUACGCUGACUACCGGUCUGACGAUACUCUUUUUGGGCACCUCGCACCCCGAUUCCUGAUAGAAGAACUUAUAGCCUUAGCUAGCCACGUCGACAUUGCUCGCACAGCGAGACUCUCGUCCGGCUCCCUUGGCGCAGCUCAAUCCCCGAGCGAUCUUCGUAAGCGGAAGCGUGUAUCUCAGACCUUGUCGGCAGCAGGCUCAUCCACAGGGUUGGAGGCAGAUAUGCCAAGUCCGGCGAUGAAGCCGGAAUUAUGGACAGCAAGAGAGGUCAUUCGCAAAGCCCACAGAAAGGAUGAGGCGAAUGUGAGCCCUCACACCCAAGCCCUACCACACCCACCGAAUGCUUCACUUAUGCAACUGGAUUCCUUCGAGUUAGAUGCGCGUAGCCCACGACCAUCCGGACGGGAUAUAUCUCAGCCACAGUCACCUUUUAGUCCUAAACAUAAGCCAUCCCAGCCCUCUCAGACCUCUCAGGCCUCUCAGACCCCAUUAACUUCUCUGGGAGGAGACAUGGCCAACAUGGCCCCUGAACUAAGCGGUAACGGCAUGAAGACGCUCUUCGGGAAGCCUAACUUGGAGGGGAUGUUAGAGGGGUUGAAGAUUGUCAUUAUCCACGUCAAGGACAACUUAGACGACAAUGAACCUGCUGAGGAUACGAUAUUGAGAGAGAUGAACGAGUAUGAGCAGCAGGAGAAGCUGGGAUGCCACUUUGAGAUUGCAAGAGCUGGGAUGAGUGUACUGCUCUGAUUGAGCUGAUUGUUAUAUUUGUAAUGGAGUACACGGGGCGUUGGGAGAGAGGUAUUUUGGCAAAGCGAGGUGGCGUGAUGAUGAUGGUUUUUGCUAUAGAGGGGGUUAUUGUAAGACCGAAAGUUGGCAACAUUGUUCGUACCAGAGAGGCUGGAGUGUUGUUUAUUGAUGCACAAAGUAUUACAUAGGAGUUUGCACAGGAGUUACGCCUAGUACUAUACAACAACUGGUGCUGCUUGCGACCAAAGUCAACUUUUUACCAUUGCUCGCACGCUUUAUAAACCCUCGCUUUAUUGUUCCAGAAUCUGGAACUGGCGGGGUUUUAGAUAUAUCACUUCCGUAGCAUACAAUACAACACGAUAUAUACAGCACAGUAAACUUGAUUUAGAG